Molecule: messenger RNA, 1257 nt
Organism: Pterocles gutturalis (yellow-throated sandgrouse)
Lineage: Eukaryota; Metazoa; Chordata; Aves; Pterocliformes; Pteroclidae
Product: general transcription factor IIE subunit 1-like
Exons: 4
Coding region: 1-1257 (418 amino acids)
Biological process (GO): transcription initiation at RNA polymerase II promoter; transcription open complex formation at RNA polymerase II promoter
Cellular component (GO): transcription factor TFIIE complex
Source: RefSeq, a predicted model, not a curated record
AUGGAAGAGCAAAAUUAUAUCAGAGAGGUCCCGGCAGCCCUAAAGCGCUUGGCCAAAUAUAUGGUGCGUGGUUUCUACGGAGUAGAGUACUCCCUGGCCUUCGAUAUACUGAUCCGCUACCCUUGUGUGAAAGAGGAUGACUUGUUACAGUUGCUCAAGUAUGAACGUAAACAACUGCGUACUAUCCUCAACACGCUCAAGGCAGACAAGUUUGUGAAGCUGCGUAUGCGAGUGGAAACAGGGCCUAACGGGAAGAGCACAAGGCACAAUUACUAUUACAUCAAUUACAAGGUGCUUGUGGAUGUGGUAAAAUACAAACUGGAUCAUGUACGCCGGAAGAUAGAAGCGGAUGAGCGGGAUUCAACUACCAGGUCCUCUUUUAAAUGUCCAUCUUGCUCCAGCAUUUACACAGACCUGGAAGUCAAUCAGCUCUUUGAUGUAUUUACAGAGACUUUCCGCUGCACUUACUGCAACACUGAAGUAGAGGAAGAUGCCUCAGCACUUCCUAAGCACGAUGCUCGAACCUUGCUAGCAAAAUUCAAUGAGCAGCUUGAACCUAUCUUUUUGCUCCUGCGUGAGACUGAAGAUAUUGUUCUGCCAUAUGACUUGCUGGAGCCUCAGCCAACAGAGAUACCAGAAUUAUCAGAAAGCUUUGAUCAGAAGGGGAGUUCACGUGUGCUGGAAUCCUGCAGCCAACCUGAAAAAUGGGCCAACAGAAGUUCCUCUUUUGGCAAUAUGUACACCCAAAACUUAAUUAUUGAUGUCCAAGACUCUGAGCCCAAGAAGAAAAGAGAAAAAGCAAAUAAAGAACAACCUAUCUGGAUGUCACAGAGUACUGUGGAAGAAGCAACAACAGCCAUUAACAAUAGUGUUGGAGUAAAUGCGUCUGAAGAAAGUGUUAAAGAAACCGUCACUGAUAAUGCAAUCAUCGAGACUCUCUUGAUCCACGAAUCCAAGUCAUCAUCUAGCACAGACCAGGCUCCUGCUGUCACAAGAAAACUGCCUGAAUCAGGCAGUGAUACCAGUGAGUCUCAAGAAGAUGCCAAGUACUCAAGAGCAGGGAUGAAAGUGUCAGGCAGCAACUUUGAACAAGAGGAGGAACAGGAAACACAAGGUCCUGUUUUAAUGGUAGCUGGUCAGCCUCAUUCAUAUGGUGAAGUUAGUGAAAAUCCAGAGCUUGUGUCUCUCAUGACAAAUGAAGAGAGAGAAGCUUAUAUAAAAGUAGGACAGGAAAUGUUCCAGUUUGUCUUUGAAUGA